This is a messenger RNA of Peromyscus leucopus (white-footed mouse), 1017 nucleotides long. RefSeq names its product tyrosine-protein phosphatase non-receptor type substrate 1-like. The transcript has 4 exons. The record is from RefSeq and is a predicted model, not a curated record. Gene Ontology annotation, cellular component: plasma membrane. The coding region runs from base 1 to 861 and encodes 286 amino acids. Lineage: Eukaryota; Metazoa; Chordata; Mammalia; Rodentia; Cricetidae.
AUGGGCAAGCCAGGGUGCCCCAAGCACACUAUUGCAAGAGUGGGGAGAGUGACCAGCCUUGUCACUCCUGAUUGUAACAGGAUGGCUUCACGUUCUUCUCCAUUUAAGAUGAUGUUGGCUGUGGCUGGGAAGCCUUUCAUCUCUUUGAAGAACCCAGAUCAGAGGACAGUCACUUCAAAUUCCGUGACUUUUACCUGCACCGCUGGCCCUUUCAGCUCCAGGAACCUCAGUGUUAACUGGUUUAAGAACAAUAAUAGACAUCCAGCUUCAGCCCCACAGUGGCUGCCUAUCAGCAGAGACGUUUACUAUGUCACAAGCAAGGCAUGGGUGGCAUUGGCCAAACAAGAUAUCUUUUCUCAGAUCACUUGUGAAGUCACCCAUGGGGACCUCGAUGAGCCCCUAAAAAUGACCAUCAAUCUUUCUCAAGUGCUCCUAGUUAUCCCCACACUGAAGAUCACCAUGAUUCGUGAUCAUGUUCAUCAAAGAGUGAACCUGACUUGCCAUGUAAACCGCUUCUAUCCCCAAAACUUGCAACUCACCUGGACUAAGAAUAACAACAAGAUCCUGACUCCUGAGCUUCCUCAAGCCACCAGAAACUCUGAUGGGACAUACUCUCUAAAAUCCACAUUGCAAGAAGAUGCCAAAUCAGAUGAAAGCAUCUUUAGCUGCUGGGUGUUCCAGUAUGACCAGCCUCCACUGGGUGUCAACAUCACCCUGGGCGCACAGGCCUCCCAUAAGGGAAAUGGUGUAUUUCUCAUCUCCUUUGUAUCCUCAGGGCAUUGUUGCUGUGGGAUGAUGAUUCUGUAUACUGUGACUCUGUAUUACACCCAUUGGUUAAUAAUAAAGCUGUUUGUUCAAUAGCAAGGCAGGACAAUCCAACUGGGGACUAGGAUGAAGGAGGGCAGAGUUCAGAGCCAGUAGCUCAUGAAACAAGAUGCUAGAGGACCAGUAAAGCCACAGACUAUGUGACAAUACAUAGAUAAAUAGAAAUGGGUUAAUUAAAAGUAGGAGCUAGUU